AACUAAACUAAUUAAGGGCUCCAUUGUUGGCUUAAACAAACUAGAAAGUACAAACGUGAGAAAAGUGUCUGCUUUAACAUUUGCACAGAAGCAGUGUUGUCUGUGGAGGGCGGCAUGACGGCUUUCGGUGUACUGCCUGCCAGACAUUGAUUAGAUGAAGAAGAGGAGUCGGUGCUUAUCGGGUGGGGUAUACCGAGCAGAGCUGUCACUCCUGCCCGCUGUGGUCGGUUCAGGCUACGGUCACACAUACGCGAAAUAAACACCGGCGAAUUUUGAAUUGAGCUUUGGUGAACUUUGAGCGACUUCCCGCCUGUUUUUGCGUAUGUGUGACCGUAGCCACCGUGAUUUGAUAAAUGAGGCAGCUGUUCCAUUUCCUGUUCAGACCCGCCUCGCCUCGCCUGAAGUGGGAGUGACCGUGCCCUCCGGUCCGGACUGAAAUGCCGUGCGACUUCACCGGGACCCUAUCCCAGGGCUACAGAGGGAACAAGCAGAGAACUCUGAGGCCAUGAGGAUAACUUAUGCCUGGAGAUUGGUGAAGUUACUCGCCGUUUCAGCCGUGUUAGUCCUCUCUGCUCAUAUAGUGAGCAGAGUAGCACUGGGUAAACAUUCAACGCCGAGUCCUGUUCCUGUUGAGGAGUACAGGGUCCUAUCUCCUCAAACAUACCGCUACAUUCUCAACCAGCCCGCUGUGUGCGAGAACAGAAGCCCCUUCCUGCUGUUUAUGGUCCCUGUUGCUCCUCAGGAGGCUGCAGCAAGGGAGGCCGUGAGGAAAACAUGGGGGGCUCCUAGUCAGGACACCCUUACUCUGUUCUACGUGGGGGUCCCUGGGGGGGGGCAGGUAGUGUCCAGCAUCCAGGCUCAGCUGGAGGAGGAGAGCGUGAAACAUGCAGACAUCAUCCAGGUGAACUUCCAGGACAGCUACCAGAACCUGACUAUCAAAACCAUGAUGAUGAUGAACUGGCUGGCCACCCACUGUCCAAACACCGCCUAUGCCAUGAAGGUGGACGCUGACAUCUUUGUGAACGUUUUCUACGUCAUCAGACGCCUGAGGGGCUCCCCCAGGCAGGGCUUCAUCACAGGGUCAGUGAUACGUGACGGCACUCCGAGGAGGGACAGCAACAGCAAGUGGCACGUGUCAGAGGAGCUGUACCCCGAGGACAGCUUCCCCUGGUAUGUGUCUGGAGCUGGGUAUGUCUUUUCUGCAGACUUGGCUGCCAGGAUCUCCUGGGCGUCCAGGUUUGUCCGGAUGAUCCCCCUGGAGGAUGUCUAUGUAGGGUUGUGCUUGCGAGUGCUGGGCGUCCGGCCAGCGUACUCCCUCAGCCUGCUGACCUUCAGGAACCUGUUCGAAUUAAGAAAGCUGGACUACGACAGGUGCACUUUUGCCAAACUGGUCAUUGUCAACCAGUUCAAGCCUUCAGAGCUCCUGCGUGUUUGGCCAGACUUUUCCAAAGGCCAUACAAGCUGCUGACAGCAUUACCAAGGUUCUCAGUAAUGAUACAAGUAGCCUGCUGUAAAGGAAGAAAAGCCAUUAAACACACCCCACAGGGAAGGGGGUGUUCAGGUUAAAGGCUGGUUUAAUUGGCCACCUGUACAUUUUCUGUAUAGGUUAAUACAGGUUAGCUUUACCUCUCAGAGCCAUUCAAUUAAAAUGACAUUAAACUCGUAUGACACGCAUGCAGCAUGUUCCACGGUCCUGUGAGGAGGCCUGGAAAAACUGCAGGAAUGUGAGUAUAGCAGCUUUUCAACAUUCCGAAUGUCAGAAUGAAACACAUCCCAACAAUUAAGAAACUGAAACUAAAUAAUAUUUGGUUAUUAAAAGAAAUGACAAUAUAUUCAUUUUAUAAUCAGGGAAUUUAACAGUUUUAGAUGUUAAAGAAUGUAGCUCUGACAUAAUUAAUGGACUUUCAAUGAGUCAGCUGUUGUCAGUUGUCAAUUGUUUACAUCAUUUAAGUUAAAAAUCUGAUGAAAACAUGCUGAAAAGCCAAAGAUAUUCAGGUUUCAAUCACAUCAGUGAUAUCAAAGACCAUCUGUGUUUGAAUUUAUAUUUUGUGCGCCUCUGAAACACUGUGUAAUGUAGAAAUGUUUACAUACAUUACUUACACAAGACCAAAAAAUGCAACAAAUCACCACAGUUGUAGAUUAUUUUUCUGUUGUUGAUGGAUCCAUUGUAUCAGCUCUAAUAGAUAAUCAAAGUAUCAGUUAGCUGCAGCCUUAAAAGAAUGUACCGCGUCUGUCAUGAGCUGUUUGCAUUACAGCCUACACUUCUAAAGAGCUAAUAUAUUUACUGCAAGCAGCUUUAACUUCUUUAUCCAAAGUGCUGGAAAACUCAUAUCAUAUACUUUUGCUGCUGUUGGUCUGUCCUGUACGUGGCUAUGUGACAUAAUGUGUUUGUCUGUUUAAAUAAUCCAUUUAAUUGCCAUUGUAUUUAUUCUUCAGUUAGAUAUAGAGAAAAUAUCUCUGUGCUACAUUGCAUUGCUACUAUAUACUAUAUAAAGAGCUUCAUAUAAUAUGGAAUUCUGUAAUAACCUGCAGCAUAUGUCUCAGGUUAGUGUGCCUAUUUAUGUGUGUUGUAGUUUCACAUGAGGGCCAACAGGUGUCAGUGUGUGCUCAUGAUGUGUAAAUCACUUCAACGGUUCAGUUUUAUAAUUCUGUUUGUUGACUCAGUGCCUAGAGACAGUGAUCAUUCUUUUUCUGUCACUCAGAGAGCAGUGUGACACUGUUAACUGUGAUACACUGUACACCACAAUACCUCAGAGAUUUAUAAUGUACUUCAGCAUUGGAUAUUAACACUGCAUAUUAAUGAGAAAAAUAAAGAUACUGCAUGCAG
This is a messenger RNA of Larimichthys crocea (large yellow croaker), 2827 nucleotides long. It is a transcript of the gene b3galt8, whose product is annotated as beta-1,3-galactosyltransferase 8. Gene Ontology annotation, cellular component: Golgi membrane. The coding region runs from base 506 to 1468 and encodes 320 amino acids. Gene Ontology annotation, molecular function: N-acetyl-beta-D-glucosaminide beta-(1,3)-galactosyltransferase activity. The record is from RefSeq and is a predicted model, not a curated record. Gene Ontology annotation, biological process: protein O-linked glycosylation. Lineage: Eukaryota; Metazoa; Chordata; Actinopteri; Sciaenidae. The transcript has a single exon.